AUGAUCAAAUUUUCGCCGUAUCUGUGCGUGGUGUCGGAGGAAACGAUGAGCAAUGCCGAUUUACACCCGCCGGUGCCACACAAUGAAAUGUUGCAUAUUUAUACGCUUGAUAGCGGUGGAUCGCAGAUGACAUUGCCCAGCUUAGUUGGACCGCUGACGCCGUUGACGCCUAUCGAGCAGGUGGCCAAUCAGCUGAAUGACCUACAAGCGGUCGUGCCGCCAUUAUCUUACUUCGAGAAUAUAAUACAGGAUCACAUGGGAUCGAAUAUAGGCAACGCACCAAGCGCCAGCUCGCCUAUUUCGAAAAAUAUGCGCCACACCAACGGUUGGGACUACAAACUGCAAUCGCCUUUCGCACAUCGAAAAAUUUCGGGCGACAGCUCACAACCGGCUCUACAGAUAGCCAAUCUUUCGUCGAGUACGGCACAACAACAACGCUUUAAGCCGCCUCAGCUGUUGACAACAUUUGUGCCGGCGGCAGGUAAUGCAAGCUCGUCUAACUCGACCGGUUUUACGGUAACAGCGCCGAGUGUGCAGAGCCAGCCAAAUACGUCCACAAUAGAAACAGUCGCAAUCACGACAACGCCUGUGAAUGUGCCAUCGACACUAAGUAGCCCAAAGCACUUCUUUGCGCCACUUAAACCCCGGCUGAAACUCAACACAGAUUUGGCUAAUAAAACCACGAACAACACCAACGUGCCUGGGGUACCACCCCUAAGUUCCAAUCCAACAACAGCGGCGGUCGAUGUUGAAGCAAAUGCCUGUCAAAAUUGCGACCCGCCUGACCUCUAUGUACACAACGGUGUGGCUUCGCCUUACCAGCGUCAAAUAGCGACCGCAACGAGUGCGGCCCAUGCGGUGCCACCGCCAGUGCCUCAACGUGGCAGCUCCUCUCAAGUAAGUCCCCAGCAUCGCGCUCGCGCGCAUCACCAACACCAAUAUAUGCAGGAGUGGCAGCAGCAGCAGUCGAACAUGCGUCAACAUUUACAUCCGCACCAGUAUUCGCAUCAGUACCAGCAGCAGCACCAGCGGCCACUGCAACAGCAACACUCGCAGCUGCAUUCAGCUGUUGGGCUACCGCAAUCGGUUGUCACCAUCACGGUGACCGUAGAUGAUGCUGAUGAGGUCGCCGCCGGUGCUGAUACUGUUGCCGCUAGCGGUACUGAUGCGGCUGUUGCUGCCACUGCAGUGCCUAACAAUUUGGCAGUGAAGGGUAACCGCGCCCCAUCGGCGGCAUUAAUUAACUCGCCACUUUCACUGCAAGCAUCGCUUUAUGCCACGGCAACAAUACCAGUCCUGCAAUCGCCUGCCGCUAUGCCAGCGGUUUUUGUUGCACAACCUAACACUGUAAUAACUAAGUUAAGUGAGCCAAUUUAUGCUACCGCACAAAAGCGCAGUAAGAGCCUAAUUACCGCACCAGCGCUCACCAAACCUCUGGUGGCGGCUAUCAUCACCCCUACCAAGCGUCCAACGCCAACAACAUCAAACAAAAGUAGUGCGACAGCAACGCCAGUUCACUCGCCGAUACCAGUGCCUACGCCAACAUCGGCGCCAAAAGCAAUGCUUGUGGAUGGUCACAGCCAG
Rhagoletis pomonella (apple maggot) is the source of this 1584-nucleotide messenger RNA. RefSeq names its product dual specificity protein kinase splA-like. The annotation marks the transcript as partial. NCBI's taxonomy places the organism in Eukaryota, Metazoa, Arthropoda, Insecta, Diptera, Tephritidae. The record is from RefSeq and is a predicted model, not a curated record. The transcript is spliced from 3 exons.